AUGGCAACUCGUAUCGGUGGGAGGGCCAGCGGAUGCUCAGUGUGGGAAGGAGUCGGAGCUCGUUUUGGUUCAUUGUGGGGCUUGUGCGACGCCAAAUGGGCGGGGUGGUUGGGCGUUACGAUGCGCGCUCGCGAGGCGGCAAAGUCAGGGAGGAAAAACGGUCUGAGGGAACCGGAGACGGAGUGCGUGUGCAGUGCAAAAGUGGUAGUGGCGCAUUACAAUGAGGCGUUUGACGACGCAGUAUCCGUUGCCAUACACAGUCUGGCAUUGCAAGCGCCCUACGUGAAUUGUAUUGAUGGGAGGGCGAGCGGUCGCGCAGAUGCGAGCAUCCAGGGGUUGAUGUUUGCGUUCGCGCGCGUCCACGGCAGCCGUGGCACGAAGCGUUUUCUGGCCUCAUGA
This is a messenger RNA of Eimeria mitis, 399 nucleotides long. RefSeq lists its product as uncharacterized. The transcript has 5 exons. NCBI's taxonomy places the organism in Eukaryota, Apicomplexa, Conoidasida, Eucoccidiorida, Eimeriidae. Bases 1 to 399 code for a protein of 132 amino acids. The record is from RefSeq and is a predicted model, not a curated record.